Messenger RNA from Emiliania huxleyi CCMP1516, 1668 nucleotides. RefSeq lists its product as hypothetical. The record is from RefSeq and is a predicted model, not a curated record. Lineage: Eukaryota; Haptophyta; Isochrysidales; Noelaerhabdaceae. Gene Ontology annotation, molecular function: protein binding. Bases 1 to 1668 code for a protein of 555 amino acids. The transcript has a single exon.
AUGCCAGGCACGCUCAAUGCCAAGGAGAGGCGGUCCGCGGCUCGCAGGGAGCGCUCCAGCAACAGCGAGCAUUCCAAUGAGCUGUCGGCGAGAGAGGGUGAGCAGGCCGGCGAACGAGCCGCCGCCUCGGAUGCACCAGCCACGCGGCCUGAUGAACCAGCAACAAUUCAGCCUACUCCCGGCGGCCGGCCAUGCUACGCCGACCUGUCGUCCGACGUGUGGCUAGUGCUUCUCGAGCACCACCUCGACACCCGCAGCCUGUGUGCGAUCGCGCGCACGUGCAGUUUUCUCGCAGAGCUGACGUCGAGUCGGCGCUUGUGGGCAGGCCAGUUCCUGCGCAUGUUUGGCGACCGCAAUGGCAGCCUUCUGACCAACCGCUACGAGAGCGCGGGAGCCGACGCGCUCGCCGGUGAGCGGGAGAUCGACAGCAGGCGGCGAUGCUGUGUGAGCGAGGCAGCGCUGGGAAGCUGGCGGCGGCUGGGCGCGCAGCAGGCUGCACAGCUCCCGCUGCCGGAUAUGACCUCCGUCGCCCUGGAUGGCGAGCGGGGGCUGAGCACGCACGGCGGCCGGCUCGUGCGACUCUGGGCCGUGCGCAGCGGGCGCCGUCUCAGCUGCCACACCCUCCGGCACGCGCCACUCUGCUGCCACGCCGCCGGCGACCUCGGCGCCGUCGGCGACGGGAGCGGGGCAGUGCACGUGUAUGACCUCGCCGCCGACUUCGAGCCGACGUCGCGCGCCGCGCUGCCGAUCCGCCCAAGCAGCGUCCUCCUCCUCGCGGCGGGCACGGAGGCGUCGCUGGUGGCGAGCGGCGGCGAGGGUCAGAUCGCGCUGAGCCGCGCAGACGGAGGCGUCUUGCUCGGGCUGCGCGCGCUGCAGCCGGCCGUGCUGGUCGGCGCGUCCCGCGAGCUGCUCGACGUCUCGCUCGCGGCCGCCGGCGAGCGCGGCCAGCUCUACAGCGUGACCGCCGACGGCGGCGUCCACCUCCUAGACACGGCGCAGGGCCUCGCCGCCGUGUGGCGGAGCGGCGGCGGCGGCGGCGACGCGGCCGACGUCGACACGCUCGCGCACUCGUUUGCGGUCGAGGCGACGGUGGCGGGCGGGCAGCCGUGCCGCCCCGUCGCCAGCGCGAGCUACUCGGCGUGGUGGCGGCUGCUCGCGGCGAGCGCUGCGGGCGGCGGCGUCGCGUUGUGGGACGCGAGGGCGCCGCCGUCGAGUGGGCCGGCUGGUCUCGUGCGGGCGGAGGGUAGGGGCGGCUGCGUGCACCUCGACGACGGCGGCAGCUGUGGAGGGCAGCUGCUCCUCGCUCCGUCGGGCGGGCCGGCGAUCCUCGUCUACGACGUGCGGCGCGUGGGCGGCUCCGCCCCGCCGCCGGUCGUGGGUUCGAUCAGCCUGCCCGCGCCGCACCGGCUCGGGGCCCUCGCCGCCGACAGCCGCACCCUUGUCUGUGCCGGCGGGGCGGGGAGCUCGUGCGCGUUCCGGUGGGAGCCUCGCCGCCCGGGCGCGGAGGAGGCAGCCAACGACGACGACUCGCUUGCGGGGCUCUCCGUCGGAAAGCAGCGCAAGACGAAGCGAGAGCGGCAGGGCUCGAGAGGCGACGCCGCGACCAAGGUUCGUGGCGGACAAAAGGAGCGCGGGACCGGAAGGAGGGGGAAUGCGGGGUCGUUUUGA